This is a messenger RNA of Petromyzon marinus (sea lamprey), 1525 nucleotides long. NCBI's taxonomy places the organism in Eukaryota, Metazoa, Chordata, Hyperoartia, Petromyzontiformes, Petromyzontidae. The record is from RefSeq and is a predicted model, not a curated record.
AUGCCCUUGGCUUCCGCUUCCGGCGGGACCACGUGGUUCCUCGGCGGGAAAAUCAAAAUGUCCGUCUUGGCCGAUGGCGGGAACAUCCGCCGGAGGAGCAACCGGCUGCUGAGCCGGUGGAUGGGCGGCUGGCAACGCGCCGGCAUUUUCAGCGGUGUUGGCGGUUCCCUCAGCUGCGCCCUGAUGGUGGCGCUGGGAGUGCUGCUGGCCGCUGCGGUGCCGCCCGCCGAGGCAGCCGCGGCCGCCGUGACGGUGACCAAGUGGACGUCGCUGAGCACCGCGCAGGCGUCGGUGCAGAAGAACAUCGUGGACCUUCACAACCAGCUGCGUCGAGGCGUGAGCCCAGCAGCCAGCAACAUGCUGCAGAUGCCGCAGGUUUUGCCGACCCGUGAGAAUGGCAGUGUGGAUUUUAUUUUAUUGUCUCCCUUAAGUCAUUUUAUUGUCUCCCUUAAGUCAUGGAACGAGCAAGCUGCCAACAACAGCCUCAACUGGGCCAAAUCCUGUGCUUUGGGCCACAGCGCGUCCGCCAACCGCAAGACUCCGGUGUUUGGCUGCGGCGAAAACCUCUACAUCGGCAAUGCCCCCUUCACCUGGAAGUACGUCAUCGGUGAGUGGUACAACGAGGUGACCGCGCCGGGCUUCGUGUACGACAAGGCCGGCCAGGGCGCCGGCGUCGAGCACUACACGCAGCUGGUGUGGUACAGUUCCUUCCAGAUCGGAUGCUCCGUCAACUUCUGCGCCACUGCUAAGAAGUACUUCUACGUUUGCCACUACUGUCCAGCCGGGAACCUGAACACGCGUGUCUUCCGGCCGUACGACAAGGGGAGCGCCUGCACCUCCUGCCCCAAGAGCUGCGUCAACAAGCUGUGCGUCAACCCCUGCAUGUUCACCGACUACUACUCAACCUGCGCCCAGAUGAAGGCGACCUACGGCUGCAGCAACAGCACGAGCGGCAAGGUGAUCCAGAAGAACUGCCCUGCCUCGUGCUACUGCGACGGCAAGAUCCACUGAGCAACGAAGGGCGACUUGCGCGGGCGGUGGCGGCGGCGGUGGCGUUAAGAUCGUCGCAAUCGACGAUCGACGCAACGCCGAGCCCUUCACCGCAGCGCGAGAGUUUUUUGGGGGGGGGGGGUGGUGGUGGUCGCGUCAGUCGGCACGUGGUUUUUUGUUUUGUUUUGACGAACGUUAUAAGAAUAAUUGGUGAAUUUGCGAAUCUCAGCACGGUUCGGUUGGGGUCAAGGUUACAAGAAGGGCUGCCACCUUGUGUACUGCAGGCCAAAAAGACGUUUCUCAGUUAGCACCAGGACCUGUUGUUAGAACUGUCAGAAAGUUCAACACCAGAGUUUGCCAGAUCUCGGUACAGACAAUAAUCAUGAUGAUAAAACAUUUGUAAUGUAUUCAUGUUUUUUGGGUCUUUCGGUAAAGUCACGUAGACAGAUUUGUAAUGUACCCGUUGGCACGAUAAUUGUUAUUUCCAGAGUGUUUGCCUGGAUAAUUGAGUGUAUGGCUGGGUAGUGGAGUGUAU